ACCAACAUAAGACAGGCUUAUGUGCUCCUCGCCGCUCGAUUACCGGCUAGGGGUGCACAGCGUGACAGUCGGCGUUGAGUCCAUUCCAGCACUAGCUACACCAACAUGGGCGUGAUCAGCGUGCAGCUGGUGGUUACCAUGGUAAUGGCCAGCGUAAUUCAGAAGAUCAUACCUCACUACUCCUUUGCAAGAUGGCUCCUCUGCAGUGGCAGUCUGCGGUGGUAUCAACAUCCCACAGAUGAGGAGUUGAGGAAUCUGGCUGGAAAACCUCAGCAGAAGGGAGGGAAGAAUAAGAAGGACAGGAAGUACAACGGGCAUAUAGACAAUAAGCCACUCACCAUUCCUAAAGACAUUGAUCUGCAGCUGGAGACUAAGAAAAUCGCUGAAGUAGACACACUAGCCCUCCAUUAUUUUCCGGAGUUUCAGUGGUUGGUGGACUUCUCGGUUGCGGCCACGGUGGUGUAUUUGAUAACAGAGCUGUACUUUAGCUUGACUCAGCCCACUGGAGAAAUGAACAUCAGUGUGAUCUGGUGUCUUCUCGUCCUCGCUUUCGUCAUUAAGAUUCUCUUCUCUCUGACGGCGCAUUACUUUCAACUAGAAGAGGGAGGAGAGCGCUCUCUCUGCAUCACCUUCGCCUUCUUCUUCUUCGUCAAAGCCAUGGCCAUCCUCAUCGUCACUGAGAACUACCUGGAGUUUGGCCUGGAGACAGGUUUUGCUAAUUUUUCGGAAAGUGCUGUGCAGUUUCUGGAAAACCAAGGCCUGGAGUCACAGGGCCCUAUAUCCAAGCUGACCUUUAAGCUCAUCCUAGCUCUGCUCUGCUCUCUGAUUGGAGCAUUCCUCACCUUCCCUGGCCUGCGAUUGGCUCAGAUGCAUCUGGAUGCCCUCACUCUGACCACUGGCAAAGUCCCACAGACUUUGCUGCAUAUAAACUUCCUGGCGCCCCUCAUCAUGGUCCUGCUGUGGGUCAAACCCAUAACCAAGGACUACAUUAUGAACCCUACACUGGGGAAAGAAAGUGUGCCUUUGAUGUCCGAGCAGACGUAUGAUACGUUGCGUCUGUGGGUGAUUGUGCUGCUGUGUGGUCUGAGGUUGGCACUGAUGCGGCAACACCUCCAGGCAUACCUGAACCUGGCCCAGAAGGCCGUGCAGCAGAUGAAGAAAGAAGCUGGCCGCAUCAGCACUGUGGAACUCCAGAAGAUGGUUGCACGAGUUUUUUACUACCUGUGUGUGAUAGCUCUUCAGUAUGUGGCACCUCUUGUAAUGUUGCUUCACACGACAUUGCUGCUAAAAACCUUAGGUGGUCAUUCAUGGGGCUUUUACCCAGAACAGGAUGUGCCUUGCCCCUUACACGCAAACUCUGAGCCUGCUGCGGCUGGGCAGACGGAAGGAGACAUUUCCAAAUCCGUGGCCCAGCUCUCAAUAGCUCUGGGGGGUCUGAGGACCGUUUUCACCCCCCUGCUUUUCCGAGGACUCCUCUCUUUUCUUACUUGGUGGAUCGCUGCCUGUCUUUUCUCCACCUCGCUGUUUGGCCUCUUUUAUCACCAGUAUUUAAUGGCGGCAUAG
This is a messenger RNA of Chanos chanos (milkfish), 1563 nucleotides long. It is a transcript of the gene tmem161b, whose product is annotated as transmembrane protein 161B. The record is from RefSeq and is a predicted model, not a curated record. Bases 106 to 1563 code for a protein of 485 amino acids. The transcript is spliced from 12 exons. Lineage: Eukaryota; Metazoa; Chordata; Actinopteri; Gonorynchiformes; Chanidae.